AUGUCCCCAGGGCUGAAAAAUGUUAUCAUUGUCGGGGCCGGCCCUGCUGGGCAGCUGCUAGGGCUGCUUCUGGGUCGGGACGCCAUUCCCGUUACGAUCGUCGAGCAGACAUUGGAGCUCGACGAUAAGCCCAGAGCCACCCACUACGCUCCACCGGCGAUGAAGGUCCUGAAUCGCGCCGGCCUGGGGAGCGACCUGCGGAAAUACGGGUUUCUUCCCGAUGGAGUUGCAUGGCGCAAGCCAGACGGGACGCGCAUUGCGGGCAUCAGCAACGAGAUUGACGGUGAUGAUCCAGAUCGCAUGGUUGCACUGCCCUUGUGCGACCUGGCGCGGUUGAUCUACGAUCACUCGAAGCAUCUACCAUCCGUCACGUACCUGUUUCAUCAUCGGGUGACAGCAAUCGGUCAGGACGAUUCCCGUGCCUGGGUCGACGUCUACUACGACUUUAGUCGCUUUGGGUACUCAGACUCCAACUUCAUUCUAGACUCAAAGGACUGGUUCAUGGCGGCCAAAAUCACCAAAGAUGGCCUAUGGCGUGUAACGUAUGGUGAAGCUACGGGCUCGACCCCCGAAGAGAUUCUCGGCAGGCAGCCGGAGAGGUUUAGAAGUAUACUACCUGGACACCCUAAACCGGACGAGUACAAGCUCGUCAGUAUCAGCCCAUACAAGGUCCAUCAACGGCUAGCCAAGAGAAUGAUUGCCGGCCGGAUUUUGCUCGCUGCAGAUGCAGCGCACCUCUGCAACCCCUUUGGGGGUCUCGGCCUCACCGGCGGCAUCGUCGACGUCGAAGGCCUCUACGAGUGUUUGUCCGGGAUACAUCGCAAUAAGGCGAGCCGGAGCAUUCUGGAAGUCUACGACCAAGUGCGGCGACAGAAGUAUCAAGACAUUAUUGACCCGAUAUCCAGCGAGAAUUUGCGACGCAUGUUCAGCGUCCACCCCGACGAGGUGCUGGCUUCCGACCCGUUCCUCAAGCUUUGCAAAGAUGCUGAAUCGGAUCAAGAAAAGCUGAAGGAACUGAGCAAGGGCGCACAAGCACUGGGCUAUGACUUUACGAAGCAUUACACUUCUGGAGAUGGUGGUGUAGGAGGGGGACUAGGCACUCGUCUUUAG
This is a messenger RNA of Colletotrichum tamarilloi, 1110 nucleotides long. RefSeq names its product FAD binding domain-containing protein. The coding region runs from base 1 to 1110 and encodes 369 amino acids. The transcript is spliced from 5 exons. Gene Ontology annotation, molecular function: 3-(3-hydroxyphenyl)propionate hydroxylase activity; FAD binding. NCBI's taxonomy places the organism in Eukaryota, Fungi, Ascomycota, Sordariomycetes, Glomerellales, Glomerellaceae. The record is from RefSeq and is a predicted model, not a curated record. Gene Ontology annotation, biological process: 3-(3-hydroxy)phenylpropionate catabolic process.